Molecule: messenger RNA, 948 nt
Organism: Ananas comosus (pineapple)
Lineage: Eukaryota; Viridiplantae; Streptophyta; Magnoliopsida; Poales; Bromeliaceae
Product: heavy metal-associated isoprenylated plant protein 39-like
Exons: 3
Coding region: 202-735 (177 amino acids)
Molecular function (GO): metal ion binding
Source: RefSeq, a predicted model, not a curated record
UCUCUCUCUCUCUCUCUCUCUCUCUCUCUUUUAUUUUUUAUUUUCUUUAAUUCCCACAUACCAAAUUGCGACUCCUCUACACCCACUCCUUUUUAUCCCCCACACCCACACUCAGACACUUUCCCUUCUCUCUCUCUCUCUCUCUCUCUCUCUUUAAACAUUCUUCGACCACGCACUUUGGGAAGAGUUUCUUAAGAUCAGAUGAAGAAAAUAGUAGUGAAGUUGGAUUUGCAUGAUGACAAGGACAAACAGAAGGCAAUGAAGGCCGUUUCCACCCUUCAUGGGAUUGAUUCCAUUGCAAUGGACAUGAAGGAGAAGAAGAUGACGCUGAUCGGAUCGGUCGACCCGGUCGACGUCGUGAGCAAACUGCGAAAAUUCUGGCCCACCAACAUCGUCUCGGUGGGGCCGGCGAAGGAGCCCGAGAAGAACGAAGAGAAGAAGGAUGAGCCCAAGAAGGAGGAGCCCAAGAAAGAAGAGCCCAAGAAGGAAGAGCCCAAGAAGGAGGAGGAGCCCAAAAAAGAAGAGCCCAAGAAGGAGGGGGAGCCCAAGAAGGAGGAGGAGCCCAAAAAGGAAGCAGAGCCUAAGAAGGAAGAAGCUGAGAAAAAGAAAGAUCAUCCUUACCAACCAAUUGUUUAUGAGCUUGUCAAUGAAUACAGGGCUUAUAAUCCGCCGAUGACGACGCAUUACUUCGUCCGGAGCGCCGAGGAGAACCCGAACUCAUGCGCCAUCUUGUAAAACUUAAAAAAAAAAUAAUUAGUGUAUAUAUUGUGUGUAAAGAUGAUGCAUGGUAAGUAAUUAAGCUGUUGUUGUCGAUCUCUGAGAUUUCUGUAUGUUUGUGUUGGAAAUAAGUGCUCCAGAGAGUGUAAACUUUUGCUUCUGUAUGAGUCAUGCGGAUCAUCGAUCUCAUCAAAAAUUUUGAGGCUUUAUCUUAUCUGUUGUUUAUGAUUA